Octopus sinensis (East Asian common octopus) is the source of this 1919-nucleotide messenger RNA. RefSeq names its product trissin receptor-like. The transcript has 4 exons. Gene Ontology annotation, biological process: G protein-coupled receptor signaling pathway. The coding region runs from base 263 to 1702 and encodes 479 amino acids. Lineage: Eukaryota; Metazoa; Mollusca; Cephalopoda; Octopoda; Octopodidae. Gene Ontology annotation, molecular function: G protein-coupled receptor activity. The record is from RefSeq and is a predicted model, not a curated record. Gene Ontology annotation, cellular component: plasma membrane.
UUUAAAAAUAAAUGAUGUUUUUCUACAAAAAGAGACAGGAAUGGUUUAAAGAUCAUACGGAAUCAUUAAUCAUAAUUUCUUCUAAUAUGAUUUUCAAUGCCCAAUACAUGCUAAAAUUCAAACUCUAUGCUUAAUAUCGACGUGCAAAAAGUGUGCAAUCUUGCUGGAAAUAUAAACAUACAACAAGGCAGCGGGAAGUUUGAAAUGAAAUAACAGCAUUAAAUACCUUAAUGAAUAAUAAUUAUAUUUCAUAUAUAUUACAAUGGAAAACCAGCUUAAUUCAACAGUGGUUAUUGACGAAUUGAAUAAUACUCUUAAUGGUACAGUUGGUUACAGUUUGGGCACGUUUAUAAACCCGUUCAACAAAAUACAUAUCAAAGUAACAUUUUGCUUUUUGUACUCUGUGAUAUUCAUGUGCUGUGUAUUUGGUAAUUCUUUGGUCCUUUACAUCAUUGUGAAAAAUGCACGAAUGAGAACCCGUACCAAUUUCUUCCUGGCAAAUCUUGCAGUGGCAGAUUUUUGCGUUGGGGUCUUUUGCAUCUUCCCAAACUUGUCGACAUAUUUUUCACCUGUUUGGCAUCUUGGAAAGGUAAUGUGUAAAUUGUACUACUUUGUUCACUACAUGAGUUUGACGGUGCCUGUAUUGCUUCUUACAGUAAUUUCAGUGGAACGAUACAUAGCUGUACUGUAUCCUUUGAAGGCCAAGCAGAUGUUCACAUUUAGACGGCUGAAGAUCUUGCAAGCAAUUAUCUGGUUAUUCUUAAUUAUCUAUAACUCUCCUCAACUUGUGGACUAUGACACAUUUGUUAUUGGCAACAACACUUAUUGCUACAUACGUUCUGACAGUAUCAACACCAAUGCGUAUGUCCUAGCUAACCUUGUCAUUUGGUACACUAUUCCAUUAUCAGUGCUUACAUUCAUGUACGUCAAAAUUGCUGCUGUACUUUGGCAAAGCAGCAGUUCUAAAAACUUUGUUUUGAAUACUAGUUCUCAGACUUACAGAAAAUGUGUUAGCGGAAAAAGUGGUUCUUCAAACCAAAAAGAGAAUCAAAACUAUUAUUCUCAUUCCUGCAGAGAAAUGAACGACAGAAAGUACGACAAUCAAAAUAAAGAAUUUGUGUGUUCUGGUUAUAAAGAUAUUUCUUUGGAUAGAGAUAAAUGCAAAGUAACUUUAUCAAACAGAGAACCCUAUUUAGAAAGUGAAUGCAUGUCGGAAUGCGAAGGUGAAACCGAUUGUGGGAGUAACACCGAUAUUUACUCAAUAGACAGUCUAAAUAGCGCUGGUUCAUCGAUGAAAGGACACAUAAGUAACAGAAACAGCCUUCAAAGAGUGACUCUUGUUAAAGAAACUUUAAGGCACAACAAUAUUUCGAGUCAGAUAUGCCCUGAACAGCAUCAUCAAAAGAAUUAUCCACGAGUUACUACACAGAAAGCGAUCCAAGCCCGAAGAAAAGUCAUCAUUCUUCUUGUAAUGAUAAUUGGUUCAUUCGCUGUAUUAGCUCUUCCCUAUCAUAUCAGAUCUUGUUUAUACUUGUGGGCAGACACGCAAUCUCUUGGAAGUCUAUUUUCUCCAAUAUGUUAUUUACUUUAUUAUGCAAACAGUGGUUUAAACCCUCUCCUCUAUGCGCUGGUCUCUGAUAAUUUCAGAAAGAGUUUUAAAGACACUUUUAUUUGUCGUGGUAAUCGUCGUACGAAAAAAUAAUCUGAAAACGUACAAAUAAUGUUGUCAUCGUCGUUGGUUUUGUUGUUUCAUUCUCGGUUAACUUUUAUUGACCCGAUUUACCAUCAGAUACUUUCCAUUGAUAAAAAUGGCUGGAAUACAUUUGUGUGCAGCAACAUGUCACUGAAUUUGUCUCCUGUUCUCAUUAAAUUAUUAAACGUUUAUCUCUACAUAUACUUUGAAAUAUAGAAAAAAAAAU